AUGGUACCUGGUGUGUUCGGCUCUGCCACUUGGCAGUGUCGUCAUGCACUGGCAGCACUGGUCAUAGCUGGUAGUUUUAGUGUCUGCACCGACCAUGGCACCGUCCAUGACACCGACCCUGGCACCGACCAUGGCACCGACCAUGACACCGACCCUGGCAACGAACAUGGCACCGACCAUGGCACCGACCAUGGCACCGACCAUGGCAACCACCAUGGCACCGACCAUGGCAACGACCCUGGCACCAACCAUGGCAACGACCCUGGCAACGACCAUGGCACCCACCAUGGCAACGACCAUGGCACCGACCCUGGCACCAACCAUGGCAACGACCCUGGCAACGACCAUGGCAACGACCAUGGCAACGACCCUGGCACUGACCAUGGCACCGACCAUGGCACCGACCAUUUGACAUUCUGGGGUAGGCCUGGGAUUUUGUUUGAAGACUACAUAUUUGUUCAGCUACAUCUGUAA
This is a messenger RNA of Haliotis rufescens (red abalone), 474 nucleotides long. Its product is annotated as hyphally regulated cell wall protein 3-like. NCBI's taxonomy places the organism in Eukaryota, Metazoa, Mollusca, Gastropoda, Lepetellida, Haliotidae. The coding region runs from base 1 to 474 and encodes 157 amino acids. The transcript has 2 exons. The record is from RefSeq and is a predicted model, not a curated record.